ACUCAAAACAAAACUAUUUACGUAUCAAAAGUCUCAACAUAAACUAAUUACAUCAAUCAUGAAAUCUCUUCUUCUGAGAACCGGAUCCAUACAGGCUCACGCGCCGGUCACUUGCGGUUCACCAAAACUCUCUCUUUCCCGACGCAAUUCCAUCUCCAGCGUAUUAUCCGGGGAGAAAAGCACCGCGAAUUCCCCGAAAUUCUCGCUGCAUUUGGAGAUCAAUAGCCGGAAAAGAGACACGCUGAUUCGACGAGCGUUGUCGGAAACUGACAUCAUAAGAUCGGAGACUGAGGAGAUGCUCUCCAGAGCUGGCUCCAUGUCCUUUCCGGCGAGGAUAUUGGAGGAGGAAUAUUCGAAUUUGACUUACAUAUGGCCGGAAAAUGGUAUUCCGUUGGAAGAGCUGGGGUUUAGCAGCGGCGGUGAUGGAUUCGGGAAAGGAAAGAAUUCAGGCGGCGGAAAUGGCGGUGUUGACGGUAACAGUAGCGAUGACUUGAGCAAGAUAGGUGAUUAUUAUACGGAAAUGUUAAAGUCGAAUCCUAAUGAUUCUUUGCUUUUGAGAAACUACGGGAAGUUCUUGCACGAGGUGGAGGGAGACAUGGAGAGAGCUGAAGAGUAUUAUGGGAGAGCCAUAUUAGCUGGUGCAGGAGAUGGAGAAGUUUUGUCUUUAUAUGGGAAGUUAAUUUGGGAUAGACAGAGAGACGGUGAGAGAGCUAAAGCUUAUUUUGAUCAAGCUGUUUCUGCCGCUCCUCAUGAUUGCAUGGUGAUGGGAUCUUAUGCACACUUCAUGUGGGAAGCAGAGGAAGAAGAAGAAGAAGAAGAAAUUAAUAGCAAGGCUCAAAUUUCACCAGCUAUGGUUGUUGCUCUCUAACAGAACAUCUAUAUGGCUUGGAUACAUUAUCCACGCCAAGAAAACAAGUUUCGUGGCCUUAGCUCUUCCCAAAGAGGCAAUGUUACUAACUUCAAUAACAAGAAAAUAUUGAUAACAUGAAUAAAAUAUUUCUGGUGCUCUUUACUGGAAAAAGCUCUAGAAGAUGGAGAAAAAUUAUAUAUCUGGAUCUGUACUGUGUAUCUUUUCCUUGCUUCUUUUGUACAGUUUAAUUUCGCUAAGCCUGAUAUUAUCCCCCUAUUUUAUAAUUUUACGUUUUCAUAAUGUAUGACAGUUUGUCUUGUUUAAUUA
This is a messenger RNA of Ricinus communis (castor bean), 1177 nucleotides long. RefSeq lists its product as uncharacterized. Bases 59 to 868 code for a protein of 269 amino acids. The record is from RefSeq and is a predicted model, not a curated record. Gene Ontology annotation, molecular function: protein binding. The transcript is spliced from 3 exons. NCBI's taxonomy places the organism in Eukaryota, Viridiplantae, Streptophyta, Magnoliopsida, Malpighiales, Euphorbiaceae.